AAGAAGAGAGAGAGGAGUUCAGCUUAUCUGUCUCUCCAACCCAGCAGAUGAGGAGCGUCAAAGAAGAGAGAGAGGAGUUCAACUCAAAAUCUGUUUCCCCAUCCCUGCUGAACAUAUAUGAGAGAGAAGAGUUCCCUGGUUCUCCAUCCCAGCUCAACGUAAAAGAAGAGACAGAGCAGUUCCCUGGUUAUCCACCUCAGCUGAGGAGCGUAAAAGAGGACAGAGAGGAGAUCCUGCAUUCUCUGUACAGUCUGAGGAGCGUAUCUGUAGUGCUGGUGGACUGCUGUAGACCACAAGGACGGCAGGAGAACAAUGAAGAGAACCACAGAGAUGCAGAGGCAAGGGAGAGAUCUGGAGAUCAGCUCCACUGCAGCUCCAGUGUUCUGAGGGAAGGAGCUCCACGUUCUCUUUCCAAGCUGAGGAGCUCAUCAGUAGUGCUGGUGGACUGCUGUUCAGUACAAGGAGGACAGACUAAACUGAAAGGAGACCUGCAGGCGUACUCCAGGAAGACUGACAAGAGUCAAACUGGCCCUGGCAUUCCCAAGAAGCUUCAGGACACUCAAGCUGGACAGAAGCCAUACUGUUGCUCAGAAUGCGGAAAAAACUUUAGACAAAAGCAGAAACUUAAAGACCACCUAAUCAUUCACACAGGGGAGAAACCCUUCUCAUGCAAGGACUGCGGAAAGAGGUUUUCAUUUUGUUCUAACCUUUACAGACAUCGCCGCAUUCACACUGGAGUAAAACCGCACCCUUGCAGCCAGUGUGACAAGAUCUUCAAGACAACAACAGAGCUCCAAAGCCACCUGCGUGUUCACACAGGGGAGAAACCAUUUUCAUGUACUGACUGUAGAAAGAGUUUCUCACAUUAUUCCGCCCUUUCCAGACAUUGUCGCAUUCACACUGGAGAGAGGCCGUACGCUUGCAGUCAGUGUGACAAGAGCUUUAAGUCAAAAACAGAGGUCCAAAUCCACCAGAGAGUUCACACAGGAGUGAAACCAUUUUCAUGCACCGACUGUGGAAAGAGAUUUUCAAAUGAUACUAACUUUUGUGUACAUCGCCGCAUUCACACUGGAGAGAAGCCGUUUGCUUGCAGUCAGUGUGAUAAGAGCUUUAAGACAAAACUGGUGCUCCAAAUCCACAAUCGUGUUCACACAGGGGAGAAACCAUUUUCAUGUACUGACUGUAGAAAGAGUUUCGCACAGUAUUCCGACCUUUCCAGACAUUGUCGCAUUCACACUGGCGAGAGGCCGCACCCUUGCAGUCAGUGUGACAAGAGCUUCAAGACAAAAGCACAUCUCCGAAUCCAUCAGAGUGUUCACACAGGAGUGAAACCAUAUUCAUGCACAGACUGUGGAAAGAGCUUUUCUCAUAAUACUAACCUUCGUGCACAUCGCCGCAUUCACACUGGAGAGAAGCCAUACGCUUGCAGUCAGUGUGGCAAGAGCUUUAAGACUAAAGCAGAACUUCAAAACCACCAGCGUGUUCACACAGGGGAGAAACCAUUUUCAUGCACCUACUGUGAAAAGAGUUUCUCAAAUGCUUCUAAUCUCCACAGACAUGAGCUCAGUCACACAGGGAAGAAACCACAUUCAUGCACUGACUGUGGGAAGAGUUUCUCAACUUCUUCUCACCUCUACAGACAUGAGCGCAUUCACACAGGGGAGAAACCAUAUUCAUGCACUGAGUGCGGAAAGAGUUUCUCAAAUAGUUCUGGUCUCCGUAGACAUCGCCGCAUUCACACUGGAGAGAAGCCGCACCCUUGCAGCCAGUGUGACAAGAGCUUCAAGACAAAAACAGAGCUCCGAAAUCACCUGCGUGUUCAUACAGGGGAGAAACCAUUUUCAUGUACUGACUGUGGAAAGAGUUUCUCACACUCUUUUGUCUUACACAUACAUCGUCGCAUUCACACUGGAGAGAAGCCGUACGCUUGCAGUCAGUGUGGCAAGAGCUUUAAGACAAAAGCAGAGCUCCGAAGCCACCAUCGUGUUCACACAGGGGAGAAACCAUUUUCAUGUACUGACUGUGGAAAGAGUUUCUCACAGUCUUUUAGCCUUAAGAAACACUUUUCGUCUCACUUGAGAGAGAAGAGCUUUAAGAGAAAAGAAGAGCUCCAAAUCCACCAGCAUGUUCACACAGGGGAGAAAACAUUUUAACUGACACUGGAAAGAGUAAAAAUCCAUGACUUUCCAACUGAAGUUAAAUUUCGCAACACAAAUUGUGUCCUGUGCUCUGACAUGUAUGUCAAUGUUUGUGAACGGGCAGCUGCAAGGCCAACUACAAGGGUCUUAAAGACUGGCUCCUAACCAGUCAGUACCUCAGUUAUUGGAGAGUGCUGUGGAAGUUUACGGUGACUAUUAACCUCUUAAUAUGUCUUCAUAUUGCAAUGUUUCAGUCACGCAAUGCUUACGUUCAUUUUAUGGUGUCCUUUUGUGUGACUGCUCUUAUAGAAGGGAAAAAAAAUAAAUAAAUAAAAAUACAAUUUUUAUAAAUGAAAACGCAUAUUAACACAUUGAAUACCACGGGUGUUUUCAGAAUUAUGUUGUAGGCUCCUAGCGUUCUAAACCAUAUUUAGGUGUUUUUUGUACAGUCAUAGCAUAUUAUGUGAUAGGGCCAUCGAAACAUGUUAUGGCUUGUUUGAAUGGUGAGACUUUCACCUCUUAGUAAGUGAAAACCGCAUGUCUGUGUACGUGCUUUCAUUGUCGAGCUAUCGUGAGUUAAACCAAGGCCGGUAUCUGCCAAAAUCAGCAUGGAAUGGAGAUAUUGAGGCUUUUGUCAAUCAUGCGCCGUUUCAGAAUCUUGCGCUUUUUCACGGAGACCAAUAUAAUAUUGGUGUACUAGACACAUCUCUCCUGCUCUGCCACCUCCCCCUCCAAAUGUAUCAACCAACCAAACGAAUUUUCGCCUCCGGAAGUACGUUUCAGUUCCUUGUGUACAGUCUGUUCCUGCACAACUAAUCUUUGCACACACCACACGAAACGGGUUGUAGUCACACUACCACACGCAGUAGGCAAAACAUAUUCAA
Engraulis encrasicolus (European anchovy) is the source of this 3022-nucleotide messenger RNA. RefSeq names its product gastrula zinc finger protein XlCGF26.1-like. NCBI's taxonomy places the organism in Eukaryota, Metazoa, Chordata, Actinopteri, Clupeiformes, Engraulidae. The record is from RefSeq and is a predicted model, not a curated record. Gene Ontology annotation, cellular component: nucleus; nucleoplasm. Gene Ontology annotation, biological process: regulation of transcription by RNA polymerase II. Gene Ontology annotation, molecular function: RNA polymerase II cis-regulatory region sequence-specific DNA binding; DNA-binding transcription repressor activity, RNA polymerase II-specific. The transcript is spliced from 2 exons. Bases 48 to 2153 code for a protein of 701 amino acids.